AUGGAGAAAUGUGGUGCUGCUUGUAGCUUUUCUGAAGCCAGCACUGUGGAUCCAGCUGUUGGUCUGGAGAUGGCUUCCCAGACUAAAAACUCACACCUGCCUAAGGACUGUUUUGGAGAAAAUUGUGGUAAAUGUUUCCCAUGUUGUGUAGUGGAUAUCACUAAGUUUCCAGGCAGAACUUGGUGGAACUUCAGGAAAACCUGCUACAGAAUUGUUAAUCACAGCGGGUUUGAAUAUUUUAUGAUUUUUGUGACAGUAUUGAGCAGCGCAGCACUGGCAUUUGAAGAUAUUCACCUGCACAAGAGAAAAACACUGAAAAUUGUCCUCGAUUAUGCUGACAAAAUAUUUACCUACAUCUUUUUGAUGGAGAUACUUCUGAAAUGGGUAGCUUAUGGAUUGCACAGUUACUUCACAAAUUCCUGGUGUUUGUUUGACUUCGUCAUUGUAUGUCUGUCAUUUGUUUCCUGGGGACUGAAUCCUGAUUCCAAAGAUUCCUGUUCCUCUAAGAGUGGCCUGAAAUCUCUCAGGACUCUUAGAGCAUUGAGGUCUCUACGAGCUUUGUCAAGAUUUGAAGCAGUAAAGGUUUUUUUCAAUGCACUCCUCGGAGUUAUCCCCUCAAUCUUCAAUAUUUUGCUCGUCUGCGUUGUCUUUUGGCUCCUAUUUAACAUUCUAGGAGUAAAAUGGUUUGGGAAAAGAUUUUCAAAAUGCAUUCUCCAGGAAGGAGAUAUCAGUCUCAUUAAUAACAAAAAUGAUUGUUAUGCCUAUGGUGGAAAUUGGACAAAUUAUCCUGUAAACUUUGAUAAUGUUUGGAUGGGAUACUUGGCUCUGCUCCAAGUGGCAACUUUUAAAGGUUGGAUGGAGAUUAUGUAUGCAGCAGUGGAUUCACGUGGGAUCGAUGAACAACCAAAGUUUGAAGCAAGCUUACACAUGUACAUAUACUUUGUGGUUUUCAUUAUUUUUGGAUCUUUCUUCAUGCUGAACCUUUUUGUUGGAGUGGUUAUCAACAAUUUUAACCAACAAAGGAAAAAGAUAAGUGGAAAAGAUCUAUUUUCAUCUAAGGAACAGAAAAGGUACUAUAAUGCCUUAAAAAAGCUUGGAUCCAAGAAACCUCAAAAACCCAUCCCAAGACCAUCGAAUGCGUUCCUGGGAUUGCUGUUUGAUAUUGUAAAGCACAAAACAUUUGACAAUACCAUUGUGAUUUUCAUCUUCCUAAAUACGGUUGUUAUGAUGGCAGAAAAUAACCAGGAAGGCACCAAGGAAGUUCUUAAUAAAAUCAACUAUUUUUUUGUGGCUGUAUUUACGGCAGAAUGUGUCAUAAAAAUACUGGCCUUAAGACAGCACUACUUCAAAAGCAUCUGGAACUUAUUUGAUUUUAGUGUUGUGGUCCUUUCAAUAGUCAGUAUUGGAGUUUCUGAAGCCUUCCAAAGAUUCUUCUCUCCUACACUUUUGAGAACCAUUCGCUUGGUGCGAAUUGGCCGAAUCCUGAGAUUGGUUCGAAAAGCGAGAGGAAUUCGAACCCUUCUGUUUGCAUUAGUGAUGUCUCUUCCUGCACUGAUCAAUGCUGGCCUUUUGCUUUUCCUGAUUAUGUUUAUUUAUGCCAUUGUGGGCAUGGCAAACUUUGCCUGUCUUCCCUGGGAAGGUGGGAUUGAUGACAUUUUCAACUUCCAAACCUUUUCUGGUAGCAUUCUCUGUCUCUUUCAAAUUACAGCAUCAGCUGGGUGGGAUAGUCUUCUGGUCCCUUUGUUAAGUGAAUCUGGUGCAUGUGCUCCCAACUUAGAUAAAAAGAAGGAAGAUAAAACUAAUUGCUCAAAUAGAAUGUUUGGUAUUUUCUAUUUUGGAAGCUAUGUCACUAUCUCAUUUCUUAUUGUUGCAAAUAUGUACACAUAUGUCAUUUCAGAGAACUUCAAUGUUGCCGCUGAAGAAAGCACAUAUCUUCUUUCUGACUAUGACUUUGAUAUGUUUUAUGAGACAUGGGGAAAAUUUGAUCCUCUGGCAACAGAAUUUAUUGACUAUUCUGCCCUUUCAGACUUUGCAGAUGCUCUGGCAGAACCUUUGCGCAUUCCAAAGCCUAAUAACAUCCAGCUCAUAUCCAUGGACCUCCCUAUAUUUAGUGGAGAUAAGAUCCACCACUUGGAUAUCUUGCUUGCUUUCACUAAAAGGGUCCUAGGAGAUUUUGGACAUUUAGACAGUCUUGAAUUAUUCAUGAAAGAAAAAACUGUCAUUGGAAAUCCAAUUUCUUCCACUCUUAAACGAAAACAAGAGGAGGUAUCAGCAGUUAUUAUCCAAAGGGCCUUCAGGAGGUAUUUGAUACAGCGUUCUUUCAAAAAUGCAUCUUUCUUUUGCCGUCACAGACGUUACAGUGCUGUCUUUGGAGAAGAAACACGGAAGAAGCAAAGGCUUAUUGUAUCAAUGCUUAAUGAAAGUAGUGGCAGGAAGAUACAUAAACCACGACCUGUUUCUUCCACAUCCCUCCCUUGACUUUAUGAUGCUAUUGCUGAAACAGACAGAAAUAAGCUGGACACAUAAGGUUACCCCAGGCUGCAGCAUUUUUGACAUGUAAACCAAAGUCACUUAUUUCAGA
Molecule: messenger RNA, 2581 nt
Organism: Myiozetetes cayanensis
Lineage: Eukaryota; Metazoa; Chordata; Aves; Passeriformes; Tyrannidae
Product: sodium channel protein type 5 subunit alpha-like
Exons: 11
Biological process (GO): neuronal action potential; sodium ion transmembrane transport; membrane depolarization during action potential
Cellular component (GO): plasma membrane; axon; voltage-gated sodium channel complex
Molecular function (GO): protein binding; voltage-gated sodium channel activity
Source: RefSeq, a predicted model, not a curated record